ACCUGUUGUUCUUCCCAGUCUUUCCCCGUCAAACAUUUCCAAUAUGGUGUCCAAACACGUGUGUUUUUAAAACUCGCGGUUUACGAUUAACGCGUUUAUAACAAUCUGAAAGUAGGAUCUCCUCACUUGAGACUCAUCGGACACAAGGAGACUUUUGUUUUCCACCAGCAUGGUACAGAAAAAGGACAAAAAUACGUUUAAAUUUCAGCGUUUCGCUGAACGUGUUUCGAACAUUCGUCUGGACAUUUCGCAUCGCGUGGAGAAACGUACAGAAUCACCCGACGAAACUGAAACGUUUUGUUACGAUUCUCUUCUUAAAUGGCGCGAACUAAACUGUACUCUGCAUUUCCAGCAAGCAGCCAGGGAACUUCAACCGCUAGUUCAAACGCUUGCGCAACUAGUUCACCAUGAAACUCAAGUCAUUGAGAUUUUAAAGAAACAUUUGCAAAUCUCGGACAGCCUUGCGUUGGAGCCAUUAUUGGAUUUUCUUGUGAACUUGGCAAGAGACUUGCAGAAUGAUUUUUACCCUUAUUUCAAGGACUUCUUUCAUAUCUUAGUGCAUUUGUUGAGUGUGAAUUCUCAGGAUAGUGUCUUUCUUGAGCAAGUGUUCUCUGCUUUGGGAUACCUGUUUAAGUUUCUAUGGAGAUACAUGAUCAAAGAUAUGGACAAUGUUUACAGUUUGUACUCACCUCUCCUGAGUCAACAACACAAACUUCAUAUCCAACAAUUUGCAGCAGAGAGCUUUGCCUUUCUGGCAAGAAAAGCCAAGGACCAAAACAAACUACUGGACAUGUUGUUUAGCUCUCUGGACGGCCAGGAAGACCUGGGACAAGGCGUCGGGUUUUUGUGCUUUGAGAUGAUCAAAGGUGUCAGGAAGCAGUUUCACUCACAAACUGACUUCUUACUUCCCAUCAUGCUUAGCAAACUUGGCCCUGCUCAGAAAAAAGUUUCACUAGAGCUUCCUUGGAAUUUGGUUCAUCAAAGUUUAUCUCACACUAUCAAGCUGAUUAUCAAGUUCACUAGCAAAGAGCAUGGAGAGAUCAUCGAGAGAUGCCUGACCUCAGAGAUUGACAGACUGCUAUCCCUUGAGCCUUUGCAAGGUGUGGCCAAUCACUUGAGCUCUGCCUUGGAGCUCCUGGAGAUCUGGAUCUCCAGCAAUACAGGGCAGCUAGUGUCUCAUCCUGCUGCUGUUUGUCAGGUUUUACUCCAUCUCUUGAAGAUCCCUUCCCUCCUGAUUCAAGCCUCAUCAUCCAUGCUCAAGUUGGCUUGCUGUCUUCUCAUUUCAAAUUUCCCUGAAGUCGUUAGCCAAAGGCUCCACAAGCAACUUAUCAAAGCAAUAUUCACAAGCUCACUCCCUUUACAUCAACUAUUCUCAUUUUCUAAGACACUCCUUAGAUGGGAUCAGUUUCGUGAGGACGUGAUGCCCCUGCUGCUAGAAAUCUGCCAGAGAGAGCUACUCAAAAAGUCCAGUGAGGUUGAGGAAGUUAUCUUCCUUUUGGCUGAGGUGGUUUUAAGUGGCUUGCUGACAGAGCAAGGUGGACCUGUAUCUGUGGAAUCCAAGAAAGGGCUUUUACUUUUUCCAAAAGCAGCCACAAAAGCAGGAAAAGUGAUUACUGAGAGGUUUCUAGAAGUUCUUCAAGUGAAGUCAAAUUCAUGUCUGGCACUGGCUUGGGGUUCUCUAGUCUGCUUGCCUUGCAUCAGGCCGCUGGAUCAUGACUUGUGCAGCAAGGGGGUGCUUGAGCUGAUUUGUAAGAUAACCGCUAUCCAGUUCAAUGGGGAGACCGAUGAUGAGGUAGCAAACCAGUGGAUGUUUGUGUUGGCCCAAGCUGUCCAGACCUAUCUUCUUAUUAAGCCUUCUCCUGGUGCCACAGAUUUGGGAAUUGAAAUGGUUUCUGAUUUACUAAGAGUAUCUCCAAACAAUGUGCACCUACUCCAGAUGUGUUGCUGCAUACUUUCGCAUGCCCAAGCACAUGGUAACAAGCACCUCCUGUCGACUGACAACCUAGAGAAGGUGUAUCCGCUGCUGUCGUCUAACCUAUCACACCCAGCACACCUUGUACGGCUCAACACCCUACAGAUCCUGAGUGCCUUUGAGCAAUUUCAGUUCACUCCAUCAGAAGAUAGCCCGAACCCUGGCCAAUGUAAACUUUUUGAGAUUUGCCUGGAUGCGGAGCAAACACCCCCUUCUUUCCACCAAUACCGUGACAAGCUGGUACGGCUGCGCAAACUCACCUACAGCUCUGCCUACCACCACGCCCUUCCAGAUUUCUACCAUGAUGUCACAGCACGUUACCUGUUAGGCCAGUUGUACCUGAACUUUAGUCCGAUUUGGGACCCUGUCAUCGAGGUUAUCAAGACCCAUGCGCAAGGAAAGAACGUCAAGAUCUUCUGGGAAGUGUUUCGUGAUCAUUUGAAAAUGGCUGCAAAUGAAGCAGAGAAAUACCUCAGGCACGCUCAACCCUCAGAGACCGCUGAAACCCCUUCCUACACUGCGGGCUCAGCAGAUGAUCUACACUCCCUCUUCACCAGUCUCUUUUCGGUAGCAGUCGGGCCACGGGAGGAUAACCGUACAGAUCACACUAACUUCCGGUUCCUACUAUGGAAGGCCAUGGCAGAGUUCCCAGGAGUGGUGGAAAUCAGAUCACGUGACAUUGUGCCUCUGCUAUUGAGGUUUAUUGAAGCGGAGUACAUGUCCUCAGAUGAAAACACAGCCCCUACACAAGACGUCCGCAGAACAGAACACCCAAGCCCAGCAGAGGACAAAGGGAAAACUGAAGGCACAUUGAAUGACAUUGACAACGGAAGACCGGUUGAUCAGGACGACAAUAACACAGGAAGAGCGCUCGAUCAAGGCGGCAAUAAAACAGGAAGACCGCUCAAUCAGGGCGGCAAUAACACAGGAAGACCGCUCGAUCAAGGCGGCAAUAACACAGGAAGACCAUUUGAUCAAGGAGAUGAUAGUGUAAGGAAAAAUCGCCAGCAAACCGAGGCAUCAGGGAGAAGAGUUGAUAAGGCCGACAACAAGAGACAUCGAAAAGCAGCAACAAAGUCCCUGUGUGCCCAUCUGAACUUGUUUGGUUUGUUCCAUAAUCCUAGAGCCCUCGCUAAAGAGACACAGGUUCGUAAAAUCUAUUUGAGCAUGCUCACACAUCGUGACCCCGCUGUACAGAAGCUUGCGGUCGCCUGUCUACUGACGUACAAGUUUCCAUAUAUGGAGCCAUACCGAGAUCAUGUGAACAAGCUGCUGGAAGACGAGAGUUUCCGGGACGAACUGGCGCUGUUCACUGUGGAUGACGGGAUGGCUGUGGUAGAUCCAGCCCACCGUGAAGAACUGAUGCCGAUUGUGAUAAGAAUCCUCUACGGCAAGAUGCAGCGAUGGACUGGUGCAGGGACUUCUGGGAAAGCAGGAAUCGGUGCUCGUCGUGCUGUUGUACUGCGGUUUCUCGCGAGCUGCCCAACUGAAGAGAUGGCUGUAUUCAUGGAUUUGAUUCUCGCUCCGUUCAAGCAUUUCUCUUCAGAGGUUGGCGUGCCUCCUGACAGUGUUGACCUAUCCGCAGUCGUCCCGCUAAAGAUACAACAAGGCUACCUCACUAUGAUGGGGCAGAUCCUACACCAGUUGGGCGGGGCCGUCAGCAGGUUCCUCCCCCAUCUGUUGCACAUCUGCCUUGUGCUCCUCUACGCAUGCGCACACGCAUUACAGCAUAGAGAUCAGGUUAACCCAUGUUACAUCUCGCUGCUGAAGUCCAUACGACAGCUCGCCAUCAUUAGAAUCGUGGACUUCUUUGAGAUGCUGCCGGCCUUCGAUUUCUCCACAGUGUGCGAGGACGUACUUAAGGCAGCUGUAUGGCCACAGGUUGAAAGUCUUGCGCAGGAGACCAUUCAAAGCCCUUCCCCUCUACUUAAGCUUUUCCAUUGCUGGAGCAAAAAUCCCCGAUACCACCCCCUACUUUCAAGGAAACCCGUCAACUGUCCUGACACGUCAAUCAUGAGUAACGUCUACGACUGCCUGAAAGCCGUGAAUGUCAAUCAGUCUGUUCUUACCAUGGUAAUGGAGAUGACAGAAAAUCUCCUUAGUGCUGAGGAAUAUGUGACUGAGGGUAGUGUGACGGAGGGUGGUGUGACGGAGGGUGGCGUGACGGAGGGUGGCGUGACGGAUUUGAUAAUGUUUGGUUCUGAGCUGAGUGAGAUCCAAGUCCCCAGUUGUGCGCCGUCUCCAAGCUACAGCACCAAGCUCGUCCUUCCUCACCUCUCCUCACUCCUCGACCAUCUCCGGGCCACCGUCAAGACCCUCAGCAAAUCCUCCAAGAAAAACGGUCUCAAAAGAUCCGCUCUCCCGAAACUAGAGCUGUCCGUCUUUUCAAAGAUCAGUCCCUUCGUGAACACCGCUGAAGACUCCGAGUCUUUGAUCAGACUUUUGUUACCGUUCCUGUACAUGCGGCAGCGAGAAGAGACGGAGAACAAUACGCUAAGGACCAUCCAGAACCUUCUACGGAACGUGGAGAGUCCGAGCUCGUUUUCCAAACCACUUGGCAGGCUUUUCUCCCAGCUCAACGCUAGAACCUCCAGGCAGUCCUUGUGCGAGGUGUUCCAAGAGAUCGCAAAAUUAGAGCCGCAUUUUGAGGUCAUUGCUUCGAUCGUGGUGGAUAUGAACUCAUGGGAUCCAAAGCGAAUCGAGGAGCCGAACUUCCAGGCUCGUGUAGGAGCCUUUUCGGCUGCAAGUUGUUUGGUGUUGAGGGGGACUGGUGUGGAGGGUGGUGAAAUGCAAGAGGACACGGUUUCUCCACCACAAGUCCUCCCGGUUGAUAAGCUUCUCCCCUUGCUACACAACUGCCUGUACUUCAUUCACCGAACGGACGACCUAUCCAUCCGGGACAGCGCGGUCAGCGGUCUUCAUGCCAUCAUAAGGAGAGUGGCGGCCAGGGAGACUGAGUUCGAGGAUGUGAUCGUCAACUGCGUUCGGCCCUCUGUUAAACUAGCCCUAAGAGCCAAGAACGAGGCUGCUCGCCUUGAGUUCCUGGGUAUUCUGUCCUACCUUUGUCAGCGGUUUGACCGACCAUGCUUCACAGACAUGCGCAGUUUGUGUGACAAGGACCCAGAGGCAGACUUCUUCGAGAAUAUGCGGCAUAUCCAGCUUCAUCGUCGCAUUAGAGCUCUGCGCCGCUUAGAGACUUACUGCCAGGGCCGUACUCUCACACCAGCCACCUUAACAAGCUACAUGUUGCCCCUAGUUACCAGCUAUCUCCAUGACUACAGCGCUGCUAAGGACCAUAACAUUCUUACGCAAGCUAUAGCUACAGUUGGCGCCAUCGCGAGGUGCUUGCCUUGGAGCAAGUACUCAAACCUUCUAAGGCAGUACCUGAAGGUUUUACAGAGACAGACAGAGAAACAGAAGACAACCGUGCGUAUUGUUGUUGCCCUUCUGAACGCGUUCCAUUUCAACUUGAGUAACCUGAAGCUAGAUGUAAAACCAAGUCAGACCACUCACGAAAAACCGCGAGAAGCUGGUGGGCAAGAGACAAAAGCUCCUGAUAAUGAUGCUGAUGGUGAAGAGAAGGCUGAAGAUGAUCGCGUUGCUGAUGAUGAUAACGACGAUGAUGAUGAUGGUGAUGAUGAUGAAGAAGCUAAUAGCGAUGUUAUUGACAAAGUGCUCGCUCAGAGAAUCUAUGAGUCCCUGGCCACGCGAAUCUUACCUCAACUUCUCAAGACGAUGAUAAAAAAGGGCCAGUCUGUUCACAAGUUAAGCCAUAGCAAGGCUGACGAUCAGGACAGCGCAUUAAGAGUACCCAUCGCUCUCGCCAUCGUUAAGCUGUUACAAGCACUGCCCGAGCACACCUUACACCUUCAUCUACCGGGUCUGCUGAUGAAGGUAUGUAUGACGCUGAAAAGCCGCGCGCGGGACGUGCGGGAUGCCGCGCGUGACACGCUAUGUCGGAUCGCCGUCACUCUCGGGACCAAGUACUUGUCCUUCGUGCUGAAGGAGAUGAGGACGGCGCUGACAAGAGGAUAUCAGCUACACGUGCUUGGCUUCACCUUGCACUCCCUGUUGGAGCGGAUGACGUCACAGCUGUCACCUGGCAACCUGGACCACUGCCUGCCGGAGAUUACUGAGGUUCUGGUAGAAGACUUGUUUGGCGAGAUAUCAAGUGAGCGAGAAGUGGAAAAGAUCACAGGCAAACUUCACGAGGCAAAAGCGAGCAAAAGUCAAGACUCUUUUGAGAUCCUUGCCAAGUUCGUGGGCGCCUCUUCCGUCACACUUCUAGUCACGCCACUCAAACAGGUACUAGACACGCACCAGAGCCACAAAAUUUCCCGCAUUGUUGAGGAGUCGUUCCGCCGUAUUGGUGUUGGACUCCAGGCUAAUGAGAGCAUCGAUACACAGACUAUGCUCGUAUUGGUUCACGGAUUGACCAGUGAACGACUGGUAGAGCUCACAGCUCAAGAUAAAAUUGAGAAGAAAGAACCCAGUCCCCCUCCAGACCCACGCCUGAGGAGUACUGAUACCUACACUAUUCAACCGGAAGUAACGCGUGGCGGGAAAACGCCGGAAGCAAGCACGCGCACAAAUGCACACGUGGUAGUUGAGUUUGGAUUACAGUUGCUUCACACUACAUUGAAGCGAGGCAAGGUUUCAACCGCUGACCAGUUACACCUGCAGAUGCUGGACCCAUUUGUUUCAAUGAUGACGAAGUGUCUCCAGGCCAAACACACCAAGGUCCUCACCCUCGCAUUGAGAUGCUUAUGCUGGAUUGUCAAAUUCCCCCUCCCCUCCCUGGACAAAUUAGUGCCGCAGAUUGCUAAGCUGCUUUUCAAGCUCCUCAAGAAGUAUGCGAUGGCGGGAGCCAAGAUCGGCGACAACUACGAGAUGGUGCUAUCAGCAUUCAAGACAAUGACCGUUAUAAUCCGAGAAUUCAAAAAAUAUACAAUCGCCCAGAAGCACCUUCAGGUUCUGUUGGCUUUUGUGGAAGAGGAUAUACACGAUUACACGAGGCAAGGCACAGCCUUCCCACUUCUCCGGGCGAUCCUCAGCAGAAGACUCAUGGUGCCUGAAAUUCAUGACGUCAUGGCAAAAGUAGCCCAGCUGUCAAUCACGGGGGCCACGCCUAGUAUACAGCAGCAAUGUAGACAGUGCAUGGCACAGUUUAUGUUGGAUUAUCCUCUCGGGAAAAAACUGCAACGAAACCUGGAAUUUUACGUUUCUCAACUGGGAUAUGAACACGAGACGGGACGAGAGUCAGCCCUCGAGAUGCUAGCCUCGAUUUUCUCUACUUUCCCUGAGAAACUACUGUUCGAAUACUCCGGGUUUUUCUUUGUGCCGCUGACCACACGACUUGUGAACGACGAUUCGGGGAAGUGUCGAAAAUUGACCGCGCUUACGAUUAAAACACUGCUACAAAAGCUCGACAUGGAGAGGCGAGAUGCUUUGUUCACUAUGGUAACGCAGUGGCUCGCUGGAGAAAAGGUCUCUUUGCGUCGUCUGGCGGCUCAGGUCAGCGGUUUGUUUGUGGAGGUGGAGGGCAAGAGCUUUGAGCGAAGAUUGCCGACUGUCCUACCCCUCCUUAGUAGCAUUAUCGACCCCGCCAACUACGAGAAGGAGUUUGAAGAGACAGAGGAGGGUGAUGAAUCGUCCCUAAAGGCAAACGACCAUUUGCUGUUCAAUGCGCUGACCACGAUAGCCAAACUUGUCAAGGAGUGCAACCUUAUUCGCGCCAAUAAGAGGCAAGAGGAGAUGACUGUGAUAUGGGAGUCCGUCGAGUCCCAUCUCACGUAUCCCCACGCGUGGGUGCGCCUUGUCUCGUGCCGUCUGUUUGGCCUUCUCUUUGCCGCGUGGACUCCACAGGAGCUUUCUUUCGCUUCUACUUCUGGGUCAAAGGAAUUUCUUGCUCAAGAAUCUCUAGAAAAGGUAUCCCAGCUGUGUGAUGAUUUCUGUGUGCAGCUCGACUCGCCUUUCCUUGACAACGACCUUGGGGAUCAGGUCGUGAAGAACCUCGUGUUUCUUGCGAAGGUUUUACACUACAACAUGUCGCCCGAAACUAACGGGACAAAAGCGGGUCGCGGAACGGGCAGCGGGAUUUCGCUCGAAACGUUGAUUUCAAAGAUGGAGCGGCUAGCGACACACGAGGCUUCGCAGACGCCCAAGGUCACGCGAAAGAGAACUUGUGUGUUGAAGUGGCUUGCCGCGCUCGCGAUGGCUCUUGGGAAGGAUGAUGUCAGACCGUACUUACAACACGUGGUUGAGCCCAUCCAUCGAGAGCUGGAAAUACCUACAACAUACAAAGACCCCGCUCUGCAGUCUUUGGCCCAGGAGGUGCUGUCGCUUGUGAAGGGCCUGGUGGGGAGAGAAGCUAUGUCGGAGGUGUAUGCCUCACUACAACACGGCGUCAUGGAGACCAAGGAGAAGAGGAAACGGCAGCGGGCUCUAGAGGCCGUAGCCGACCCAGCGGAAAGCGCAAGGCGAAAAUUCAAGAGAAAUUUGUCGAAGAAGGAAACAAGAAAGCGAAAGUUAGACGCUCUGAAGCCAGACAGAAAGAUGAAACGAGCUCGAAGCAAAGUAGAGAAAAGCCAAAGUGGCGUGUUAGAUUUUUAGGAACAGCGAUGUACAACGAUGAUGUACAGAGAUCCGGACUCAUUUUUAAAUACUGCAGACGAUGUACAGAGAUCCGUACUCAUCCUGCUUUAAGCAUUUCUCGAGGCUUUUAUAUGUUAUUGUGACUCGCGCUACCGUGGUCACCAAUUCAUUGAGGAUAUGACGCUUUCGCGUCAAAAUUUGUUUCCACCACUGGACAAUUAACUUCAUAUCUUCGAGCCAUCGUGUAAUGUUCUUUUUAUUAUAUGGAAAACUGAAUCGAAAAUAGAAAUGGGCUGGAAAGCUGUUUUGAUUUGACGCGCGCGUACAUCCGGGACAUUGCGGUACAUAUCGUUUCCAUAUCUUCACUUGUAAAAAAAUAUGGAUAAAACGAGUGUUUUAGUUUCUGGUAAAACACUACUAUCCAUAUAA
Molecule: messenger RNA, 8995 nt
Organism: Nematostella vectensis (starlet sea anemone)
Lineage: Eukaryota; Metazoa; Cnidaria; Anthozoa; Actiniaria; Edwardsiidae
Product: small subunit processome component 20 homolog
Exons: 43
Coding region: 170-8584 (2804 amino acids)
Cellular component (GO): small-subunit processome; nucleolus; 90S preribosome
Source: RefSeq, a predicted model, not a curated record